Meloidogyne enterolobii is the source of this 207-nucleotide messenger RNA. The record is from the annotation of a GenBank genome assembly. Lineage: Eukaryota; Metazoa; Nematoda; Chromadorea; Rhabditida; Meloidogynidae.
AUGUUGACAGCCAAAAAUGUUGCUAAAGAACAAGGUCUUGCUGAUGGUUAUCGAAUUGUUGUUAAUAAUGGACGUAAUGGAUGUCAAAGCGUGUUCCACCUUCAUCUUCACGUUUUGGGUGGACGCCAAUUGGGAUGGCCACCGGGCUGAUUUUGACAAAAAUUUGAUGAUAGGGAUAUUUAAGUUAUUCUCGAAGAAUUUUCUAUU